Phaeoacremonium minimum UCRPA7 is the source of this 2580-nucleotide messenger RNA. RefSeq lists its product as hypothetical. The transcript is spliced from 2 exons. Bases 1 to 2580 code for a protein of 859 amino acids. The record is from RefSeq and is a predicted model, not a curated record. Lineage: Eukaryota; Fungi; Ascomycota; Sordariomycetes; Togniniales; Togniniaceae.
AUGGUGAUGUCGUCACCUGAACCAUUUGGACUCCAUGGUGCAGAUCCAGAUAUUCUGCGGAGUUUCCCGAUUGGUAACAACGCGAAGGACAACAUUGUCAUUCCGUUCCCGUGCCAGGGUCUGAAGAAGGCCUCCGGAGUCACUUCGGUCAAGGCCGGCGGCACCACUCGUGUCGACUGGACAGGGUCGGCGGUUCACGGCGGAGGCUCCUGUCAGUUCCUUGUCAACUACGGCGAGACCUACACCUCCGACCCAGCGGACUGGAAAGUUGUCUACACCAUCAUCGGAGGUUGUCCAGCUUCUGCAGUUGGCAAUGUCGAAACACAGGGUGCGGACGCUGAAGGUCGUCCGGACGGUCCUCACUGCGGCAACGACUCUGGCAAGGAGUGCGUCCGGCAGUUCGACAUCCCCAUUCCCAAGGACAUGAAGAACGGAAAGGCGACCUUUGCUUGGACCUGGUUCAACAAGAUCGGCAACCGUGAAUUCUACAUGAAUUGUGCUCCCAUUGAGAUCACCGAUGGGAGUGACGGCGACAGCUUCGCAGACUCACUCCCUUCCAUGUUCGUCGCCAACCUCCCCGGAAUGAACGUCCCUGGAGCAGACUGCACCACAGUCGAGGGUGUCUUCAACAUCCCCAACCCUGGUAACUUUGGUAAGGUCCUUGAGCAGCCCGACCCGGCAGCCAGCGGCACUUGCCCUUCCGCUGGUGUCCCCAACUUCUCAGGUGAGUCCGCCGCCUCUGCUGGAAGCGAUUCUGCCCCAGCAUCCUCUGCAGCGGCCGCCGGCCCGCAAUCUUCUGCCCCGGCAAGCCCGGUGUCUGCCUCCGUUGCCUUGUCGUCCAUCGCAGUGAAGCCCACCACGUUUGCAACAGCCACCAUCGCCACUGCGGCCCAGCCUCCGGCGUCGACUUCAGCCCUCUACGCCCCUGUCUCCGGCUCGGCUGCUUGCACAAACGACGACGGAGUGGUCUGCAUAGAGGCGGGCUACUUCGGCAUCUGCAACCACGGAUCUGCUGUCAAGCAACCCCUUGCGGCGGGCACGAAGUGCGUCGACGCCAUCGCCGGCCUGGCGAUAGAGACUUCGGCCUUUUCGCCAGCGCGCACCAGCGCACCGGCUUUCCACCCACAGCGCGGGGACGAGUGCAUCGCGAAAUAUGCUUUCCUGCACAAGGGGACCCCGCUCGGCGCCGCCGCCGACUGGCGCGGGGCACUCAUCGGGCAUGCUCUGCCGGGCGGGAUCGUGAAGCGCGAUGCAUUUGAGGAGUUGACAGCCGAGAUCAUCUCGCGGCUGGAAACCAUUGUGUCGUCCGCCACUCGUAUGGAUGGUGCGCAGGGUAUCGACGGCCUGUGGUUCGAUAUUCACGGCGCCAUGGUCGUCGAGGGCAUGCUGGAUGCAGAGGCGGAGCUGCUCCGGCGCGUGCGCCGUGUCAUCGGCCAAGACACAAUCGUCUCUGCGUCGAUGGAUCUACACGGCAAUGUGAGUCGGGAGCUGGCCCAUCAGACAGAUCUGAUCACAUGCUAUCGUAUGGCGCCGCAUGAAGACACCAUGGAAACCAAGGAGCGAGCUUGCAGGAAUCUCGUUGAUGUCCUAACCAACAGGCCGGCCGGGUCGCAGCGGCCCAUCAAGGCUUGGGUCCCCAUCCCCAUCUUGUUGCCAGGCGAGCAGACGAGCACGCGAGACGAGCCAGCCAAGCAUAUAUAUGCCGCCGUUCCUGACGUCGAAGAACGUCCCGGGGUUCUCGAUGCGGCGAUAUGGGUUGGCUAUGCGUGGGCUGAUGAGCCGCGGAAUCGAGCAGUGGUAGUCACGACCGGAUGGGAUGAGGAUGCAGUCGCUGCUGGGGCGGAGAAGCUUGCCAGGCUAUUCUGGAAUGCGCACGCAGAUUUCCGCUUCGUUGCACCGACGGGCUCGUAUGCCGAGUGUCUCGAUACAGCUCUGAGGUCAGACAAAAGAGCCUACUUUAUCUCAGAUUCGGGCGAUAAUCCCACCGCUGGAGGUGCUGGUGACGUGACUUGGGGGCUCACACAACUUCUCGCCCGGCCGGAGUUCAAAGACCCCUCCGGGCCCAAGGUCAUCUAUGCUAGCGUCCCGGGUCCGGAAGCUGUCCACGCAGCAGUUGAAGCCGGAGUCGGAGGUACUGUGACAGUCACAGCAGGAGCAGAAGUUGACAAUCUUCAUGCCGGACCCAUCACACUUACUGGUAGGGUGCACUCCAUCAAGCAUGGCGACAGACACGCCAGGAUCGAGGUGGUGGUCCAAGUUGGCAGCGUCUUCGCCAUCCUUACUAAGCUCCGCAAGCCGUACCAUCUCGAGCGAGACUUCACAGAACUGAACCUGGAGCCCCGCAAAGCUGAUAUAGUCAUUGUGAAGAUAGGCUAUUUGGAGCCGCAGCUGUACGAUAUGGCUUCGGAUUGGAUGCUUGGCCUUACACCGGGCGGGGUUGACCAGGAUCUGAAGAGAUUGGGUCAUGAGCAGAUCAGGCGGCCCAUGUGGCCAUUUGACACGACAUUUGAGUCGGAGCCGGACCUAACAGCAAGAAUCAUUCCCAUGUCACAUGAAUUACUUACCGGGCCGGAUGAGUGA